AAUCCAAAAUGAGAUCAUCUAUUUUGAUUUUGGUUGUCUUAGCUCUAACAGUGAAUAGUGCUUUCGUUUAUAAUGAAGCCUUAGCAAAAGAGGAAGCUGCACUUUCAUUUGCUGCUUAUUGUCCAGAUACUGCCAUUAACACAUGGACAGUAGGAUAUGUAACCACAAACUAUCCAAAUAUCGAAAAGCCUUUAGUAUUUGAGAAUAACAUAGCUGUAAGAUCAUUAAUAAUACAUAAUAUUAGGGUACCAAAGGAUAUAUUGCCUACAAUCCUUCAUAUAAUGCCAUUACAGUUGUAUUUAGAGGUUCUAGUAAUAUUUAAAAUUGGUUGGACAACAUCCAAUUUGAUAAAGUUAAUUACAACACAGCAUGUAAUUGUUAAGUUCACAGUGGAUUUUUGGAUGCUUUUAAUUCAGUUAAAUCUUAAGUAGAUAGUUUGUUAACCAAAUACAGAGGAAUGUAUCCAAAAGCCAUCAUUCAUGUAACAGGUCAUUCUUUGGGUGCUGCUAUGGCUACCUUAUAUACAACUGAAUUAGCUAUUGCUGGAUAUGCAGUUCAAUUGACUACUUUUGGUUUACCAAGAGUUGGUGAUACAGCUUAUUAUAACUAUUUUUCAUCAUUCACAAAGGUCACUCAUUUUAGAGUUGUUCAUGAUAAGGAUGUAGUUCCACAUGUAAAAAUUAUUUAAAUAUGUUUAAUAGGUUCCACCUGAGAACUUUGGAUUCAAUCAUGUUGAUAGAGAAAUCUGGUAUCACAAGACUUCAUAUACCAUUUGUUAAUUGGAUGAAGAUCCUAAUUGUUCAGAUUCAGUCCUUGUUCCAUCAAUUCAAGAUCAUUUGAGUUAUAUGGGAUGGAGUUCAACAGUAGAUUGUUGAUAUUUAAAAUACAAAUUAACAAAUAUUCAAUAAAAAACAUGUUUAUUCCAUUGAAAAAACA
Molecule: messenger RNA, 936 nt
Organism: Paramecium sonneborni
Lineage: Eukaryota; Ciliophora; Oligohymenophorea; Peniculida; Parameciidae
Source: the annotation of a GenBank genome assembly